AUGGAUGACCUUGAUGUUUUAGCUCGCGGCUACGGUUUCAGACCCCAAGGCAAAUCGAACCCUAUGAGAUCCGAAGCUGGAGAUCGACGCUCCGCCUCCACUCGAUCCUCAUUCACCGCGAUCUACGAUGACGAUCACGGUGGUCGCGGCGGAGACGGCGGUUUCUUCAACGGCGGACCUCCUAAAUACUAUAGCUAUAGUAAUAGCAACAGCAGCAAGCCGUCCUCAGGGAUGGACGAUUUUGACUAUGAUUCUAUUUUCAAUUCAUCAGCGGCACCGGCUAGCGGCGGUAAUAGUAACAGUACCAAAACAACUUCAGCUCCGGUGUAUGAUAAGCCUGUGUAUGAUGAUGAUAUCUUUAAUGGAUUGCCUGGGGUGAAAAGCAAAUCGGUUUCCUCGGCAUCUAUGGGGAGAUUCGAUGACGAUGGGUUUUCCUCCGUGGCUUCACCCCCUGGAUGGAGCAGUACAGGUAAUAGUAACACUCGCAUUGAUGAGCCAGAUGAUCUUCUCGGAAAAUUAGGCCAGAGUGAGGGGGAGACCAGAAAGACUUCAUCUACUUCGACUGGAUUUGAAUUCUUGGAUAACUUGACGAGAAAAGAGCCAGUACCGGAGGUCAAGAGUAGUAGUAGGAGCUCAAGUUCGCGAGGGUUUGAUGAUAUAUUGAACGGCCUUGGGAGUGGCAAUCCUGCCAGUAGUAAGAGGCCAGUUUCAGAGUCUAGUCGAGAUCCAAAGUCCAGUUCUAAUGUCAUUCAUGAUCCCUUCGUUGUGUUGGAGACUUCAUCUCCUGUUUCUUCAACACCAGGGAUCUUUACAGAUCCACUUGAAGAGAUUGGCAAUCUUGGCAAAUCAGGAACUACGAAACCGGACACUUCUGCUGCUGCUGGUGGAGUUUUUGAUUUUCUGGAUCCACUGAAUGGUUUCGGAACUUCCGCAACUCCUUUUUCACCGGACAAGAGCAGAAUGGAGAAGGAAAAAAGUCCGUCACGAUCAAGCUCGAGGGUGAGUGAGACUCAAACAGCAGGAAAUAGAGAGCACAUUUUGAGAUCUUCUUUUAAACAAUCUGAAAGCCACUUUCAGAGAAAUGCACCUGAGGAGAGUUUACAUGAUUCUCCACUCUUUGAUAUGCCGAAUGCUUCUGCAAAUGCUCCUCAAAAUUCAGUUCGUCAAAAUGCUUCUUCACCGCCACCUGUGAGUGAGAAAUUGAAUGGGACCAACUCCCAGCCAGAUAUGUCUCCACGAUCAGAAGAACAUGCCCAGCAGUAUGAUGAUGUAUGGUUAACUGUGUCAGAGGUUCCUCUUUUCACUCAGCCCACAAGUGCUCCUCCUCCUUCGCGGCCCCCGCCGCCUAUACCAAGACGAACUUCAACAUUAGAAACGGGCUCCUUUCCUUCUAACGCAAGGAAGAAGAGUGAUGACUUUGCUUCACCUCCGGGUUACAGUGCGUACGCGCAAAGUCCCAAAGGUUUUCCUGAUGCUAGCAAAGGAGCUCCUGGUUCACAAAUAGAUGAACUGGAGGAUUUUGCGAGGGGCAGUACCCGUAAUAGCGUUGACAAGGUUAAUUUUCAUUCUGGUGAGGAAAUGAAUGCAAGCUCUGCUGCUGUUGCAUCAGCUGCUGCUAUGAAGGAGGCUAUGGAUAUAGCUGAGGCCAAAUUUAGGCAUGCUAAGGAAGUGCGUGAAAGAGAAUAUGCAAAGGUAGCUAGGAGUCGUGAAUCUACACAAUUAGAUAAAGAUGAACAAGCCAUGUUAGAUGCACAAGAGAGAGAGUUCCGGGAAAAUCAAGAGAGACUGGAGCAGGAGCAGCGCAAAAGAGAAGAAGAGGAGAGAGAGAAGAGGAGACUUGAGAAGGAGAGGGAGAGGGAAAGAGCUAGGGAGAUUGAAAAUGCAAGGGCAAGACAAGCUGUGGAAAGGGCCACUAGGGAAGCGCGGGAGAGAGCAGCUGCUGAAGCUCGCCUAAAAGCAGACCGCGCUGCACAAGCUGUAGCUCGAGAAAAAGCGGAGAGACAAGCGGUUCUGAGAGCACAAGCUGAAGCUCGUGAAAGACUAGCAGCUGAGGCUAAGGAACGGGUAGAGAAAGCUGCUGCUGAAGCUAGAGAAAAGGCAAAUGCAGAAGCCAGGGAAAAAGAAGCAAGGGAUAGAGCUGCUGCUGAAGCACAGCGUCGAGCUGAACGAGCUGCUGCUGAAAGAGCUACUGCCGAGGCUCGGGAAAGAGCUGCUGCAGAAGCUCGAGGAAAAGCUGCUAAUGCAGCUCGCACUGAUCAGCAGAGAUAUGAUAAUAAUGAUCUUGAAUCAUUUUUUGGUGCGGGUUCUCGACCGAGUAGUGCUCCCAGACCGAGAGCCAGUUCUCCUGAUACCAACAAACCCAACACGUCCAAUGCGCCCAACAUGAGGAAAACAUCUUCAGCAGCCAAUGUUCUUGAUGAUCUAUCUUCACUUAUUGGAGUUCCAGGAGCUGCAACAUUUGAAGAAAUUCCAGGAGAGAGUGCAGAAAGAAGAAAAGCUAGAUGGGAGCGAGAAGAAAGAGUACGAAAGCGUGCUAUGGAAGCUGUGGCUGAGAAGAAUAAGCGUGAUCUCGAAGCUAAGGAGGAACAGGAGAAACGAGAUAAACUAGCAGAGACUAUGGAUAUUGAAAUCAAGCGCUGGGCUGCAGGGAAAGAAGGAAAUUUGCGAGCUCUUCUGUCAACCUUGCAAUAUGUGCUGUGGCCUGAAUGUGGUUGGCAACCAGUUUCUUUGACUGACCUGAUUACUGCCAUCUCGGUGAAAAAAGUUUAUAGAAAAGCUACUUUGUGCAUACAUCCUGAUAAAGUCCAACAAAAAGGUGCCACUUCCGAACAGAAGUAUGUUGCGGCAAAGGUCUUCGACUUGCUCAAGGAGGCUUGGAACAAAUUUAAUUCAGAGGAGCUUUUUUGA
Oldenlandia corymbosa var. corymbosa is the source of this 2907-nucleotide messenger RNA. The record is from the annotation of a GenBank genome assembly. Lineage: Eukaryota; Viridiplantae; Streptophyta; Magnoliopsida; Gentianales; Rubiaceae.